UUGUAUGUUCAGGUAGACCCGUCUGGUGAAGUGAUCGAGUUCAACAGUGGCGGUUGUCCUUGGCGAGAGCAUUUGUUCGAGUUGGAGAAAGAACUGCAGGUCAAACCAAUUAACUACGUGCUGUUUCCCAGCUACGACCGCAAAUCGUGGAUGAUCGUGUGUGUUCCUGCACGACCGACUGGUUUCGCUUUGCGACUUGGUCUUCCGGUCGCAUGGCGUGGUCUGCGCGAUCGAGAGCUGUCGACGAUGACCGGCAUCGACAGUUGCGUGUUCUGUCAUGCGAACGGCUUCUGCGGCUCCAAUGCCCGUAAAGAGGGUGCCCUGGACAUGGUCCGAGUUGCACUUCGACAGCCGCGCGAAGCUGACUCCCAGACGACGUCCACAGGGGACGCGUAG
Molecule: messenger RNA, 396 nt
Organism: Soboliphyme baturini
Lineage: Eukaryota; Metazoa; Nematoda; Enoplea; Dioctophymatida; Soboliphymatidae
Source: the annotation of a GenBank genome assembly